AUGGCGACUGUUGCUAACGAUCUUUUAACCUCACCACCAACUUCUUUCUCUCUUUCUUCAACGAUAAUAAAAACUUUGGUUGUAGAUGAUAAUAUAAUAACUGGCAAAAUCCUCGCUAAAAUUUUGGAAAAAGAAUUUAAUCAUAAAGUAAAAUGUGUUGUAAGUGGUAAUGAAGCUUUGGAAUUAUUAUCAAAUGAAAUGUUUGAUAUCGUCUUCAUGGAUAUUGAUAUGCCAAAACAGAAUGGAGUUGAAACUUGUAUUAAAAUUCGUAAUACAUCAAUCGUAUUAGAAGAAAACAGAAAAAUUCCUGUUCUUGCUUAUACAACAAAUCCAUGGGAAGAAAGUUUUGACCAAGCAGGAAUGAAUGGUUAUAUCGCUAAACCAGCUUCUUCAGCCAAAGUUCAAGCUGAACUAGAAAAAGUUUAUCAAAAUAUAUUAUGA
Rhizophagus irregularis DAOM 181602=DAOM 197198 is the source of this 441-nucleotide messenger RNA. RefSeq lists its product as uncharacterized. Lineage: Eukaryota; Fungi; Glomeromycota; Glomeromycetes; Glomerales; Glomeraceae. Gene Ontology annotation, biological process: phosphorelay signal transduction system. The record is from RefSeq and is a predicted model, not a curated record.